Messenger RNA from Saccostrea echinata, 2363 nucleotides. Its product is annotated as zinc finger protein 583-like. The record is from RefSeq and is a predicted model, not a curated record. The transcript has a single exon. Gene Ontology annotation, biological process: regulation of transcription by RNA polymerase II. Gene Ontology annotation, cellular component: nucleus. The coding region runs from base 107 to 2194 and encodes 695 amino acids. Lineage: Eukaryota; Metazoa; Mollusca; Bivalvia; Ostreida; Ostreidae. Gene Ontology annotation, molecular function: DNA-binding transcription factor activity, RNA polymerase II-specific; RNA polymerase II transcription regulatory region sequence-specific DNA binding.
UUCCUGGCAUGUGCAGAUAGGGUUAACUAAAGACAGAGUUUUCUAAUGUGUAUAUCUUCAUAUGAGUGUUCUAAAAGAAAAUUAAAUUGCUUGGGAGAAAAAAAGCAUGGAAAGCAGCAAAGAGCCAAAAGAAUAUUCAAAGGAAAUCUGUUUGGAACCAUCAAUAAAUAAUAUAUUCCAAAGUGAUAGAAACAAUGUGGGCAAAGGUAGCUCCAUUCGAAAAGAACAUUUUAUACAGAUAAAUUUUGGAGAAUCUUCUGCAUUUGAGAUCAGAGAGACAGGAUUCUCAACCGCUUCUAAAGAUGUCCCUAAUCAACACAAAAAUGAUAUUGAUGUAGAGGAAAAACAAUUUACUUCAGAAAUUAAGAAAGUCCAAAGUGUUGGUGAUAUACAAAUUCAAAAUCAUGAGGAGAGGUCAUCAAGUCCAAAAGAUGUGGAAGAGACAGAGAGUCAGCUUGAAAAUCAAGAAACAGAAGAUAGUGGUUUUACACAACUUCAGAGCUCUGUUGUUAAUGCUAAGGGAGGUUCAGAGACAAGCACCAAAAAGAGAACCAUUAACAUGAUAGUCAGUGACAUUCUGAAAAAUAAAGAAACAAAUGACAAGGAAAAAGCAGAUGAUAAAAAUACUAAAGAGGAGUCUGGUAGUGUGGAUAGAAGGAAAGAAAGUCAGCCAAAAAAGAGACGAAAAGCCAGGAAUCCUGUCAACAUAACGUAUAGUGAAGAUAGUCUGGAUAUGGAAGAGGAUUCACCAGACGAGGAGGAGGAGAAUUUUAAAUGUGAGGUUUGUUUUGUGAAGUUUAGCAGACAGGCUGAUCUGACAGAGCAUUACAUGAUGCACAAAGAGGAAGGAGAUUACAGUUACGUGUAUAAUGGAAAGACAUUUGAGACCACCCCAUAUCAGCAGAAUUUUAUAGAAUCUUACAUUUUUAACACUUUGCAGGAUAGAUCUUCUGGACAAGAAGGUGGGUCAGUGACAUUUGAUCAAAACAUUCCAGAGAGUCAAAAAAUUGGUACAUAUUCUACUCAGUCGUCAGUGGGAGAAGGGUCUGAAAUUAUAAAGACAGAAACGGAAAACCCCCUUCAGUGUGAUUACUGUGAUAAAGCCUUCAGCAGUACUCUGCUUCUCAAGAGGCAUAUCAGUGUUCAUACAGGGCAGAGACCUUAUAAAUGUGAUGUCUGUGAAAAGACCUUCAACCUACCUCACCAUCUGAAGACUCAUGCCAGGAUUCAUACCAAUGUCAGACCUUAUAAAUGUGAGGUUUGUGGUAGAGCAUUUAAUGAGAGCUCCAGCCUUAAAAGACACAGUAGGAUCCAUGCCAAAGAGAGACCCUACAUAUACAUCUGUGAUGUGUGUGGGAAAACAUUUAAUGAACCACAUAAUCUGAGAACCCAUGUCCGGAUUCAUUCAGAUGUAAAACCUUAUACUUGUGGAGUGUGCAAGAAAGCAUUUAUCCGGCAGCAGACACUGAAGAACCACAUGCGAAUUCACACCGAUGAAAGACCUUACAAAUGUGAGGUCUGUGAAAAAGCUUUUAAAGAAUUACACCAUUUAAAGAUUCAUGUUCGCAUUCAUACAGACAUACGACCAUACAAAUGUGACAUCUGUGAAAAAACCUUUAAUGAAAGAUCGAGUUUGAAGAGGCAUGUCCGGAUUCAUACAGGCGAAAAACCUUACAAAUGUACGCUCUGUGAGAAGGCGUUUAAUCACAACGAGAGUCUGAAGAUUCACCUCCGUCACCACACGGGCGAAAGGCCGUUCAAGUGUGAAAUCUGCGACAAGACAUUCACAGAUCCCAAAAACUACAAAAGUCACCAGAAAGUUCACAACCACGACUUCAAAUUUAAGUGUGAUUCCUGUGACAAAUCUUUUGCGGAGGAAUCCAGAUUGUGGCAACAUAUGAGAAUCCACACAGGUAACCUGCCAUUUAAAUGUAUGAUCUGCAGUAAAUCUUUCAACCAAAGAUCCAGCUUGAAGAGGCAUUUGAAAACGAUACAUCCAGGAAUUGAGAUGGAUAUGAAUGAUAAAGAUUUGCUUUCCUCUAAUACAGAUGAAUCUGAUGAGAUGAUGGAUAGUCCAGCUGAUGACUUUGAUGAAGGAGAUGAAUCUGUAGAUGAUUUGACUGGUAUUUCAGGUGUCGUUAAUGAACCACCUGAAACAUCCAGUUCAUUUCAUAUAAUUGCAAAAAAGGCAUGAAAUGAUGUGUUCAUAUCAUAGGUUGUAAAAAAUUGUAAAUCCCUGCUUUUAAAUUUUAACCAUCAACUGUUGUGAUAUUUAUGACUAGAUUAGAUUGCCUAUUGAUGAAGAUGCAUUAAUGUUAUGAAUUAAUGAUAAUUAUAAUGAAAUCUCUCUUUUAAAUAAUGAA